This is a messenger RNA of Mizuhopecten yessoensis (Yesso scallop), 3972 nucleotides long. RefSeq names its product solute carrier family 43 member 3-like. The record is from RefSeq and is a predicted model, not a curated record. Gene Ontology annotation, molecular function: transmembrane transporter activity. NCBI's taxonomy places the organism in Eukaryota, Metazoa, Mollusca, Bivalvia, Pectinida, Pectinidae. Gene Ontology annotation, biological process: transmembrane transport. The coding region runs from base 525 to 2147 and encodes 540 amino acids. The transcript is spliced from 11 exons.
GAUGGCUGAACAUAAUCUUAUGCAGUUUGUUAAAAGUCUUAACCACUACGGCACAAUAUAUAUCAUACGUUUAUCUUGAAUUCGCGUUAAAGGGAACGACACUAAGGCUGUCCUGCACAGUGGCACUGUACGUGUGUAUGUGUUUGUGACAUAUUGACGUUCAAUACAUUGUGAUUACAGACCGUAUAUCCUACACUUCCUGUCAGGAACUUCAAUGACCUAGCCGGGACUCAAAAGGGCGCAGAUUGGGGAUAACGAGACUGUGGAAUUACUUGUUUUGGACUUUUACUUGUUUUGGACUUAAAAAGGCCAGUGUCGAACUAUUGUUGACCUCUGACGGAGGUCUAACGGUACGGUAAACCACGCCCUAAAUCAAGACAUAGGUAUUCGACAGCUUUAAGAGGUAACCGUCCACAGAAAACGUUCAGAUUGAUACGCAGAAAUAGUCGAGGGAGUUCCCGUACUGAUGUGAUUUAUAGACGGAAAAAUACCAACAGGGGCAUCGUUCUUUCCAUGUGUUUAAAAUGUCUCUGAUAGCGUUAAACACCCGCUACCGGAAGCUGUUCGCCAUCGUGUGGGCCCUAAUAGAGAUACUUCUGUUCGCUGGGCUCUUCUUUGGCUGGGGUACACUGGUUUUCAUGUUAAAGGAGGAAGGAGUGUACGGACAUCUUUGUGAAAACGAGGCGAUUGGAUCAGGGCAUAGAUUUGGAGUGUCAGGACUCGGAACCGUGAAUGAAGAUCAAUUGAAUUUAACUACGGUGGGAUAUGAAGUCUACAGUACAAAUGUUACCCACGGAUUUAAACAUAACAACACAGGCAGCACCAGACGGCAUAAUGUGGUAGGAUGUCCGGCUCAGGACAAGGUUUUCAACUUGGGCUUCACCAUGGUCAGUGGGCUUUGGCCAUUCUUCUACGGUUUACUCGGCCAACUUGGUCACAGGUUCGGAACUCGCUUUCUUAGACUAAGCAGCAUAUUAAGUUUCAUUUCCGGUUCUUUAUUUGUUGCCUUUACGACACCAGAACUUCCAUGGCUGGCCUUUAUCGGACUCUUUAUGUACGGCAUAUCCGGAUGUAGUCUUUUAUUCUCUAACUUCCAGCUGUCCUACCUGUUCACGCGCGGUCGGUUACUUGUGUGCAGUUUGAUGACCGGAUCGUUUGAUUCCUCCAUCGCCACUCAGUUAUACAUCAAGAUGAGCUAUGACAGCGGCAUCGAGAGACGGUCCUGUUACAUCUUUAUCGCUUGCUUGCACACAAUGGCUUUCAUCAGCACGUUUCUGUGGCUCCCUAAGACAUACAUCGAUCUUCCCGAGACAACCGACGAAACAAUAGUCGUGCAUCCUGACGAAGAGGAGGAGAAAAUGAACGAUAAGGACGGAAAUGGGCAACCAAUAGGUUUAGAACAAAGAAAAUGCGGCAAUGCAACGAAAAGCCUAAAUAACUGUUUAUCGACAGAGCAAGGUGAUGCUUCCAUUCUUCUGAGUGAACAGCCAGUUGUAACGAAAGAUGCCGAUCUGAGUCUGCGGGGUCACUUGUGCUCCAAUAUCUUCCUCAUGCACGUGUUCUGGUACAGCAUUCUCCAACUGAGAUUCUUCUACUUCGUGGGUACACUGAAUCCAUGGCUAGAGAGGGUCAGCCAGUCGGAGGAGGAAGUUAGUCGUUACACGGACAUCAGCAUGUUCUUCAUGUUGGGAGGUAUCAUUACGUCGUUUAUAGCAGGCUCAUUCUCCGAAAUGCAGAAACGCAGAUACAAAGAUAGUAAGAGUUCACGGAAACGAAAGACUGGGCCCGUAUUACUGCCCCUGAUAGUGGGAACGGCCCUUGGGGUGCUGCUCUCGGUGAUGCAGAUGAUUUCUGUCGAGGGAGCUAUCUACGCCUCCUUUAUUUCUGUGACGUUCUUCAGAUCAUUCUUGUACGCCAUUGGAAAUGGCUACCUCAGUGAAAUGUUUCCUAGCAAGUAUUUCAGCUCCCUGUCGGGUAUCCUCAUGGUUCUGACCGGAACAGCCAGUUUUUUCCAGUACCUGUUCUUCUACUGGACCGAGUCCUACUCCGGAGCAUACCUACACGUGGACAUCGUACUAGUAGGUAUUGUGCUGACGUCCUUGGCGCACCCAAUUUAUCAAUGGCUGCAGUGUCGGAAGCUUGACUGACCAGCUAUACAAACCGUGAUAGACCUGCAUGUAUUCAUGUGAACACGGUGUCUGAACUAACUGAAUAUACCAGGAGUUCCCGUCAUUGCCACUAUGAAUUCAGAUUUGAUAACUGCAUAAACUUUGGCUAAUUAAUCGUUUUGUUGUGUUGAUGUAAUGGAACAACUUUAUGUAUAUUUUUCUGGUUGGAGAUACCAGAUGGUUUGUGUGUCAACGCGACUGCAGUUAUGAAUACUUGAUCAACUGUUUUUGGAUAUACCAAGAGUUUUGUGUGUGUGUGUCAAUGUGACUGCUGUGAUGAAAAGUGAUGAAAAGUGUUAUCCUGUGUCAACGUGACCGCUAUGAUGAAUAGUGUUAUCAACUUUGUUUUGGAGAAACAAGGAAUUUUGUUUGUCUGUUUUAUUAUGUCUUCAUUGAUAAAAACUUCAUCUGAUUCGAAUGCAGUAAUUGAUUGACUAUUGCCACUUUAGAAAACUGGAGAUAGCAGGAGAUUUGUUUUUUCGAGUGUGUUAAUGUGUUUUCAUUAAUGGUGUUACUUUAUAAACUGUUCUUGCAAUCGAUUAUAAGACGUUUGUGUGUGGAUGGGUGUCAAUGUGUCUUCAAAGAUGAAAUAGCAAUAUAAACAUUGUCUUAUUUGAGACAUCAGCAGUUUUCUGUUUAUGUCAAUAUGACUGCAGUUAUGGAAAACAAUUAUACACUUUGUCUGAUAUGAAGAUACUGAGAGUUUUAUGUGAGUAAGUGUGAACUCGGUGAUAGUAUUAAUAUGGAUUAAACCCCUUUGAUCGUUGUCAGAGUAUACCAAAAUAUAAUCUUUGUGUAACGGUUACUGUAGCGUUGAACUAUCUCGGGCGUUAUUACAUUUUACAUUGACGAACUGGAAACUCUCGGCUUUCAUUACAUUAACGGACAGAGCAAAGUGAGAGACAAACUGACCAUCAACUGGGCACUCUCUGGCUUCAAUACAAUGACGAACUGUACGCUCUAAGGCUUCAUUACAUUGACGGAGAGAACAGAGGCAGAGGGAAUAAAGCACUGACCAACUGGCCACUCUCAGGCGUUAAUACAUUGAUAAAUGAUAGAUAUAUUCUAAGAAAUGUUAGAAUGUUUAAUCCACCACUAUGUCGUACAGAAUCCUAUGCUAAAAGCUUCUUCCCAGUAAUGUGCAACUGAGAAAGGACAAUAACACAACAAAUAUAACAUGCAUGUAACUGUUGACAGGAACAGAUUUAAGAAACUAAUACACAUAUGCAAGUAUGAUCAAUAAACACACACAUAAAUGUGAUCGUUCAAACAUGCAUGUUUAGACAAAUUGGAAAAACAAAAUAAAACUUUACAGAUCAUUCAGGACAGUUGUCCCUCAUUCGGUGGUGACUCAAACCUAUUGUCUGUAUGGACACCUGUGAUAGUGGGAGCUUUACCACGCGAGCGUUGGUGAAUGUUGUUGGAGCGAUGACGUCGUUGAACUUGGUGGGCCAGAGUACGGACACCGGAUCGCGAGGCACGUUGAUGGUCUUGGGGAGGGGGGUCGGGGUAGGAAUCCAAUUCGCUCAGGCGGGUGACUUGGGCCUUAGACCCAUUACUAUGUCGAAUAACAAUCCUCCCGUCAUUCGUCCAGGUACCCGAUAUGUGACCAGCUGACUUAAGAUAACGUGCCUUAGUGAAUAUCUGGGCUCUUUGUAUGGUCAGGGCUUCAUUCACGUAUAAUUUAAAUGGACUGGGCCGGGGGUGACGAUGAAGAAUUACUUGAGGUCGACUCGCUUCUAACAAAAAGCAAAAAUCUGGCUUCAUAUACUGAGGCUCGAACACGGUAGGAUAGGAAUCUUAC